GCUCCGUGCUGACCGGAAGGGAACGCUGCAGCAACGGACUGGCAAUUUGGUUCCGCGCUGAUGGUGGUAUGGGCGGUGCACUGGCCGGUUAGCGUUUAGCGAGGCCGUCAUGGAGCCGGGGGGUAGGCGACUGCCCAUCCUCUUCCCGACUGGGGACGGCCGCUUCCCGGGCCCACAGACGGCCGUGUUCGGGCAGGCGAGCGAGGGGCCUCCUGCCGCCUUUGGGCAUCCAGUCAUCGGGGCGACGGGCUCAGCUCUCCCUGCCGGGCCCAGUCAUUCGUUCAGCUUCAAGCCUCUCAACCCGUUUCCCGUUUCCACAAGCUUUGGUACAUCAGCGGGGGUGAAUUUUGGGCAGCCCGAGCCGAACUUCAGUUCGCUCGGCCACACCGACCUACAGCGGGUCCGUCCUCCCGGGCCGGACGCAGACAGAGCGCCCGGUAAACAGAUGCCCUUUCACUUCUCGCAGCCCCCGAGCACUGGGGGAGAAGGGGGUGUCUUUGGUUCACAAAAGAACAAGGCUGGCCCCUCUGCACCUAUCUUCAGUAUCUCACAAGCCACAAGCAGCUCUUCUUCCAGCUUCUUCGGGUUACCUCGGCCGAAAGCUACUACUAGUUUACCAGAUACCUUAUGCUUUUCUCAACCGACAGGUAUGGACAGUUCUGCCGAAAGCUUUCGCUUUGUCCAACCGGCUCCCAACAGCAACAGGUCUUCGGCCCCAUUCACUUUCUCACAACCAAGUGCAGCUAGCUCAGUGGAUGCGUUGGCGUUAAACAAAACUUUGGGGAGCGAAGAAAUGACUGGUCAGAAAUCAGCUUUUGUAGGGAGUGACGCCAGCCCUUUGGCAUAUGAUGGAAAACACGGUGCAACGGAAACCGGUGGAACUCCAGGUAGGACAAAGCACGAAGUGGAGGAACAACAGUUAAUUCCCAAGAAGGGAGUAAAAAGAAAAGACAAGCGAGACAAGUCACCACAUGAAUUUGAACACAGUCCUGCUAAAGAACAAGCAGCAGGGACAAUAAGCAGGCUGCCCUUGGGGAAGCGGCCGGUAAAAGUUGCACCAUCAAUGGGAGUCUUUCGUCGCACCAUUCUCGAUGUGCUGAAAGGUAAGAGGGAGACGAAAAGAGACAGCGCUCGCCUUGAAGAUGAAACAAUUGAAAGAAUAAAGCGAUUGUCCGAAACGAGCAUUCCUUUGACGUGGCCUGGUCGUGUGAGAAAAGAAGAAACAAAAAAGAAAUUGAGAGAUGAUCUUUCCAGCAAGACUCCUUCUCGGCGACCUCGCCGUGGUGAUAGUACAGAGAGCCUUUCUGGAACUUCUCUAUCAGAGCUCACUGCCAUCCAGUGUAAAAACAUCCCAGCUGACCUGAACAAAAGAGGAAUCAUCAGGAAGCACUUCUCUCAGUUUGGCAAAGUGCAGAGGGUCUACUGCCAAACCAAUAAGAACCAGGCCGUGGUUCACUUUACCAAUAAUUUAUCAGCAUCCACUGCCAAAAAGAAAGGGAAGAUAUUAUGCAAGCGACGCAUUGAAAUAUUUUGGCAAAGGAAGAAAAACAGUCCUGGAAAGAAGUCCUCAUGGGAAGAAGGAGGGAAACCAAAAGGAGAUGAGAAGCCUAGCUCUGACAAACCCGAUGUGGAGCGUUCACCUUUACGCAAUCCUACUGUGAAAGCGAUGGCUGUUGCAAAUAUCUCAAAUAGGUCGCCAGUUAAGAGUGUACUUGCAAAGAGCCAGAAACUGGAGAGUGAACCUCAGCAUGUGCCAGAGAUGGAAGAUCAGGUGACAGUGCCUGAGCGUAUGGUGGCCCUACCUUCUUCUCUCAGUCAUCUGCUCGGCACAGUGGCCGUUAAUGCUGAAGAAAAAUUUCGGGUACUUGACCAGCGAGACAAAUUAAUGAGACAAGCCCGAGUGAAAAGAACUGAGCUGGAAAAAGCUAAAGCUGUGGUGGGGACCUGUAUGGACAUGUGCCCAGAGAAGGAGCGUUACAUGAGGGAGACAAGAUUCCAGCUCAGUCUUUUUGAGGUCAUACCUGGCACUGACAAGGUUAACCACGAAGCUGCAGUCAAGGAGUAUAGCAGGUCGUCAGCAGAUCAGGAAGAACCUUUACCUCAUGAACUUCGUCCCGCCGCUGUGUUGAAAUUAACAAUGGAUUAUUUAGUGACUCAGAUCAUGGAUGUGGGUGAAGGCAAUUACCGAGACUGGUAUGACUUUGUGUGGAACCGAACUCGUGGAGUGAGAAAGGAUAUUACACAACAGCACCUAUGUGAUAAGAUGACAGUGACACUAAUCGAGAAGUGCACACGAUUCCACAUCCACUGUAGUCAUCAUCUCUGCGAAGAGCCGAUGUCCUCCUAUGAUGCAAAGAUCAAUGAUGAAAACCUGACCAAGUGUUUGCAAAGUCUGAAAGAAAUGUACCAGGAUUUAUCCACCAAGGAAACCUACUGUGAGAAUGAGGCAGAAUUCCGGGGCUACCACGUUCUGCUUAAUCUCAAUGAGGGAGAUAUUCUCCGAGAAAUCCAGCAGUUCCGUCCGGUCAUCCGCAACUCUCCGGAGGUGAAGUUGGCAGUGCAGGCAUUUGCAGCCCUGAACAGCAACAACUAUGUGAGGUUUUUCAAACUGGUCAGGGCAGCUUCCUACCUGAAUGCCUGCAUACUGCAUCGCUACUUCAAGCAGGUUCGUCGUGAGGCUCUCAAGACUUUGAAUUUUGCUCUAACGGUGAGCUCUCAGCGCGCCACCGUGUUUCCGAUGGAUACCCUGGUUCGAAUGUUGCUGUUUAAAGACUAUGGCGAGGCGGCAGAAUUUGCCAGGGUCUAUGGGCUGAGUGUGAGUGAUGGAUGUGUUGAAUUGAAUCGUUCAACAUUGUGUGAGCCAGAUUUUGUACUGCUGCCCAAGAAGUCCUCAUUUAUUGAACAGAAACGCACCACUCUGAUUGGUGAAGUAGUGAAUGGAGGACCACUUCCACUCUUCUUAAGGCACGUCCCUGUCUUGAGUUUUGACAGUCAAGGGCGAUUCAUUGGAGAGAGCUUUGAGCCAAGUAAUAUGGGCCAGAAACCGACUCUACAAGAUGAUCAUGAAGCAGAAGUAAAGGUUGAACCUCAGCCUGAAACAACAUCCAUGACAAUGCUACUCGAGCAAACUCCAGCUCAAGAAGUACUCCCUGUUGAACAGCCUUCUCAGCCACCAAUACCCUCAUUACUUCAGAUUCUCACUUCUCCAUCACCUUCGCUACAUGUGGCCCCUCAGGCACUCAGUGCACCUCCACCAAAGCCGCAGCCAGCCUAUUCUGAGAAGAUGAUAGUUGAUGUUGUGAAAGAUGUGGUAAAAGAUAUGGUGAAGGAUGUCCUUCAUGUGGAGUGUAAAGAAGUGGCAAAAGCAGGAGCAACUUAUGCUGCUGAAGCCAUCAGCAUAUCAAAUGUGUCCACUGAGGAAUUAAUUGCCGAAGUUACCACGGAGAUAUUGAAGGAAACCUCAUCUGAAGAGAUUCAGGUUGAAAGACAGAGGAUUGAAGAUGAAAAGCAGAGAAUUGAACAGGCCAGACUGAAGCAGGAAUGGGAGAUGUGGAAGAGCAGCUAUAGUCGAGCACUAUGUGAUGAGCUUACAGAUCAAUUUGUGGAACAUGCUGCUAGAAAAUAUGCCUCUCGAGAGCUAAGCUUUGCAGUAGAAGAAGACAAGAGAGCCCGUAUUGACCGCUGUUCCACAGAGCUCUGUAACUGCCUCAUCGAAGAAACACUGGAGAGUGAGAUAUUCCAGGUUGUGAAGGAGACGCUCCAGCAAGUUCAUUGUUUCUGCAAGUACUUGAAGAAAUGGAGAGCUACAGCAGAGGCUCGGAAACGCUUGAGAAAACAAAUGUGGAUGUUCCCAGCAGCUCCAGGAAGUGUAGGCAUUGGCUGCAAACUGAGUCCCCAGAAGAGGAGCCCAGAACUACCACCAGAAGACAGCCUCAGCAUUUCCUGUACACGGUUGCUUCAGAGGAGGAAGGAGAUUGCUCAUCAAAUUAGAGUUCAGAAUUUCUAUCAACAGCUCCUCGGUCAGGCUGCCUGGAGUCCUCUGGAUUUGUUCACAUUGGUUGCUGAAAGCUUCCCAAUUCGUCAGAAAAGAAUCUUCUGGAAGGUGGUACUACUUUUGCCAAGUGAUGAAGAAUAUGGACCUGGUGAGACCAACAGAAUUUUGAUUGAUUGGCUGAAGGCCAAAUUCCGAGGAAAUGAAUGCGUGGAGGAUCUCAGCAGUGAUGCAGACAAUGUGAUUCAGACAUACCAAUGCAAAGCUGUUAGCAGGAAUGAAGGAAUCAGUGAGCUUGUGUACAUCUGUGUCAAGGUGGCCAGAGGCCCACUGAGUGACACAGACAUAGAUGCAGUGGAACAGCGCAAAGAACUUCUGGGGACAAGGGCCCUGAUUCUCUUGCUCCCAGCACGUGCGGAAGGCUCAGACCAGGAUGAAGAGGAAGUCCACUGGCUCUCUGCUAUGCUUCAAAUCAAGCAGCUGUUACAAGCAAAACCUUUAAAUCCCGCAAUACCACUGGUCGUUCUUGUUCCCGGAGAGGGGAGGCCAUUGAAUGAGGAAGAGGUGAUAGAUGGUCUAAACCUGGAAAAGCUGGUGGCCACUCAUCUUGUGUCUGAAUAUUUCAUUGUUCCGAUCCCUGAGCAAACCAAUGAUCUUCAAGGAUCAAACAAGGUGUCUGCAGCAGUAAGCUGGCUUGCCUCGCGUUGCCCAUCACCCCCAGAAGUCUGCUGCCGGACCCUGAUGCAGUUCAUCGAAGAUGGGCUGUGCCGAGAGUUCAGUGACCAAUUUUACAAUGAUAAAUCUGAAAGGCAAUCAGCUGCAUUGCCUUCACAGAACCCCAGCACCAUCAUUGAGCUUUACAAUGACGUGCUACAAUUCCUUUCAGAAGUGAUAACCUCUGAGCUGCUCUACAAUCUUUCCUGGCCAGUGGCGGAGUUCUGUGGACCCACAGCGGAUGAAAUAUUGGCUCACAAAGACUGGAAUUCGAAUAGCCACCUGGCCUGGCUGAAGAAUGCAGUGUUGUCUUUUCAGUUGCCGUUGAUGGAUCUACCUCCUUUGAAUGCUCCAUGGCCUAAGGUCUGUGAUAUGAUCUCCCAUUAUGUGUCUCAAGUGCCAUGGUCACAGCAAGCUUGUCCACUGCUCCUUUCCAAGGUUGAACAACUCCUGAACAGAGUACACGACAAGUGGAAAGAGAACAGUUUUCUUUCCAUGGAAGCCUUAGCCGAUGAGGGGCCUUCAGUAUCAGAAAUCCCCUGGGAUGAAAUUAUUGCCUAUUGCAUUGAUCACCGACUGACAGAGUGGAAGCCUCUGAUCCCACCCUGUGCUGCAGGAGCUGUGAGUGAAGAUGGCCAGAUCCUUGUCUAUUAUUUUCAGGAAGAUCUUAAAAAAUAUAAGCUUCCCAUAAUAUGGCAACAGGCACGUUCACAUACCCAAAUGGAAAUCCAAGAUGCCUCUAAAAGGUUGGUGCAAAAGCAGACUUGCUCUUCAGUUAAGCAGAAAUUGGACUUUAAACCUUACUCCAUGAAAGUCAGCUCUGAAGAAACCCGACUAGAAAGGAGUGUUUCUGCUCUGGACAUCACUCAUACCUACUCAGCAGAGGAACUUCUGCCAGAGCGAUUGCGGGCAGGAUUGGAAACAGAAAGAGAGGAAAAUCGAAGAUGUGAAGAACAACUCUACCGUUGGCUUGACGAAGGUCCCUUGGAGCCAAUCGCUCUCCCUUUGUACCUCCCACAGUCCUUGGCCUCUGCUGCUGAGCUCUUUGUUCCAGGGCUCCAAGCUUCAGCUUCGUCCCCACCACAGGAGGAUGCCAAUAACGAGCACAGUGAGGAAUCCAAGAUGAAUGACUCUAAUUGGCUAAACAACUCAACAAUGACUUUAUCAGACAAACUGAAAGAGUUUACAAGAUUGAUCCAGGCCAGUCGAGAGGAAGAAAUGACCUGUGAACGUCACCUAUCAAUAUUACUGGACUUAACUGACACAUGAUGAAAUUAGCAGAAGGAACCUAUACUUUCUGGAAUGAUGUAUAUGGUUACAGAUGGGUGGAGUAUAACUUGAGAUCAUUCCUUGACCAGCAGAAGACAUUUUAUUUUUGUCUCAACCUUUGAUAAUGUGCAUUUCUUAUUUGUCACAGCCAUCUGGAUUAGUGAUUAGUGGAACAUGACCUCAUAUUUAUUCAAGUCAAUCACCAUUGUUUCCCAGUUUUUUCUUGCUGCUUACAUUUGUUCUUAGUUACAGAAAACUUGCCUUGCCCCAGUGAACUGAUCUUUCUGUUGAUGUACUGAGAUCUGAUAAACAUUCAAUUUCUGGUAGAGGGUGUGAGCAGAGAUGACAAGAUGCAGGCCUCAAAUCAGUGUAAAUUUUCAGUGUAAAUUAGAGGAGAGUUGGAAAAAAAUCCACUCAAUAAUGUUGCAUUUUACCAAGCGAAGUAGUGCUUUUUGAGAAAUAAACAUUUUAAGCUAUUUGGCUUACUGGUUUUAAAGUA
This is a messenger RNA of Hypanus sabinus (Atlantic stingray), 6473 nucleotides long. It is a transcript of the gene mcm3ap, whose product is annotated as minichromosome maintenance complex component 3 associated protein. The coding region runs from base 110 to 5974 and encodes 1954 amino acids. Gene Ontology annotation, biological process: mRNA export from nucleus. The transcript has 29 exons. Lineage: Eukaryota; Metazoa; Chordata; Chondrichthyes; Myliobatiformes; Dasyatidae. Gene Ontology annotation, cellular component: cytoplasm; nucleus; transcription export complex 2. The record is from RefSeq and is a predicted model, not a curated record. Gene Ontology annotation, molecular function: RNA binding.